Messenger RNA from Suillus plorans, 404 nucleotides. RefSeq lists its product as uncharacterized. The transcript is spliced from 2 exons. Lineage: Eukaryota; Fungi; Basidiomycota; Agaricomycetes; Boletales; Suillaceae. The record is from RefSeq and is a predicted model, not a curated record. Bases 6 to 404 code for a protein of 132 amino acids.
UAGUAAUGAGACGACUUUUCUUUGCUCUUAAAGCGAUACUCGCCACAGUCGUAGGCAUCGGCCUUGCCAAUCUUAUUGCACGAAGGCCUCGGUUGUCCGACAGCAGUUUUUUCAAAGGAAUUGCUCUCAGCCAUGAUCUAGCCCUUCAGAUAGAUUUCGGGGAACCAGUAUGGAUGCGAAUAGACCAAACAGCACACUACCGCGCCGAUACGGAUGAGGGCGGAGAAGAGUUUGCGAAACUCGUUCCACGGGGAGGACAUACCGUUCCCAUCAAAGAUGCGGAGACGGGUGAAAGUCGCAUUUCAACACGGUGGCGCUCUUUCACCAGCUCAAGUGCCUGGGCAUUAUCCGUGACAACUACGCAGAAAUGCGCCCCCCGUCGUCAGUCACUCGUCACUGCAUGA